AUAUGCAGAUUUCUUCCAACCAGCACUGGCUAAAGAGAAGAGCCUUUGUAUGUUUGUUUUCAGUGAAAAUGUUGGUUAUAGGACAUUGUCGUGGAAACACAAAAAUUUUGGCGGUACACGACUCACUGGAACCCAAACCCAGUCCAGACUCUGUCGUUCUCAUUAGCUCACAUUGUAAAAGAGUGAAGUAAAAUUUUACCACAGUUUAUAUUCACUAAAGCUUUAUAUUGAUGACUUUUCACUUUAAGGUAUCUCUCUAAAGCCAAGCCUGAGUCACAAAAAGGGAAAGAGGCCACACCCAAGCUACUGCUGUUCUCUUAGUGGUCCUUGUGCUGAUGAUGUCAUCACCACUGUUCAGUCGGACAACCUGAGCUUGUCCACACCACAUCUGACCAUACAUCAGCACAGAGCAGAAGGGAGAACGAUGAGCUCUUUUACACCAUGUCUUGCCAUGAUCCUACUGACUGUACUUACAAACAUCAGCACUGCACAAAACGCUUCUUGUCCACUGUAUAUAAACAUUUCUGAGCCCUGGCGCAAUGUUGGCUUUUGUUCCACCACUUGUAAUAAGAGUGACAGUAAGCUGACGGAGGGAUGGUACCGCUUCAUUGGUAUAAGUGGAGACCAGGUAGUCACUUCCUGCGCAAAUACCCUAAAUAACACAGAUGGAACUGUCACAAACUUACUCGUAUGUAAUGCAAGCACCACAGAUUUUUAUACCUGCAGCAAAGGAUUCACUGUCUUCUACCUCCGACCUUCCAAAGGAAUUUAUGCCACACGUCAUUCAUACUGUAGUAAUUCUUCCUGUGGACCGAAUGCUUUUUGUGGUACUGUUUAUGGCAGCUGUGUGUGUAAACCUGGCUUCACAAUGUCAACAGAUGACAACACAUAUGGAUGCUCAGUUCUCACAAUGCCUAAAGAUUGCCAGGAGACAGCAGCAUGUGCAGAGAAUUUUCUGAACAAUCUUGACCAACUCCUAAACAAUUCAGGCCCACUAGAACAGAAGACUGUGGAACUUUAUUUGGUCUCAGUAAUGAACGUUACAUCUGUCAUUGAAAAUUUUAAUGACAGUUUGCUAAUCUCCCUCGGAAAUAAAGUACUGGCUGUCACUGAGAGACUGGUGUCUUCACUAGUGACACCAACAGAGACCCAGAACACAACAAGCAUAAAUCUCAGCGAUUUGGAGGCUCGUGUAUUUUCAGUUGGAAAAAUGACUUCUUUGACUGAAAUUCCCCCUCUCGUCACGAGCAAUUCUUCUUUGAGUAUUGAUCUCAUUGGGAUUUCCAAGAAAAACAAUGGAUCAGCUGCUGUGGUAUUUGUGAGCUACAGCAACAUGGCCAACAUCCUGAAACCUAGCUUCUUCAGCCUAAUGUCAAACACAAAUAAAACAAUGAUGUCCACUGUAGUGUCAGCAACACUUCCUAUGACCUCCAGCAAGAGCCUCACCAAACCAGUUCAGUUUGCCUUCAAAUAUACUGAAACAUUAGGUCAGUCUGCAAACCUCUUUUGUGUGUACUGGAAGGAGACUGAAUGGGUUAAAGAUGGUUGUACGGUCAAAGACAAAAAUAGCACUCACACAGUGUGCUCCUGCACUCACCUGUCCACCUUCGCCCUCAUUAUGCAGACUGACCCGGACAAGGGUGAUGAUGAUGAGAUCAUAGAGCUCAUUAACACAGUGGGUGUGUCCGUGGGGUUGUUGUUCCUCUUCUUGACUAUAUUGACUCUUGCUGUCUGCCAGCGAGGCCCCAAAGUGACCAACGUGGCUUUGCUCAACCUGUCUAUAAGCUUAUUUUUUGCUCACCUGGUUUUCCUGCUCACACAACAGUACCAGGAGAAUGUAAAACAGUCUCAGUUCUCUCAGUUGUGUGAAGUGUUGGCUGGUGUCACACACUUCUUAUUUUUAUCAGCGUUUGUGUGGAUGUUCACUGAGGCGGUUUUGCUGUACAUCUGUGUGAAGAACCUUUCACGGAUCAGCUCGAAGCAGGUGGACGUGCUUAACUGGAAAUGCAUGAUUGUGAUUGGAUACAUCAUCCCCCUGGUAUUGGUAGGCGUGACUUCUGGACUGUAUCCUGAUGCCUACAGUAUAGAUCAUUGCUGGCUUAAGGGUGGUGUCAUCUGGGCAUUUCUGGGUCCUGUGUGUGGCAUUAUUGCUAUCAACUUUCUCCUUUCUUGUGUGAUCAUCGCAAUUCUCCACUGCUCUUUGUCUAGCCUGGAUAAAUCCGUUUCCCACCUAAAACACACCCGGACUCUUGUGUUAAAAACCCUGCUCCAGUUUGUCAUUCUUGGCUGCCCCUGGGCUUUAGGCUUCUUCACUGAGCAAAACAACAUGAUAAAGAUCAUCUUCCUCUUCUUAAAUUCGCAGCAGGGAACCUUCAUCUUCAUCGUUCAUUGUGUCCUCAACCAAGAGAUCAGACACCAGUACAGGAAGUGGUGGGAUGACCUUUACCACUGCUCCAAGUACAAGGCCAUGUCAGAAGACCACAACAGAGCUUCACAUUCACACGCAAAUUAACAUGAAACAAUGUUAAUGUCUUGUUUAAAGGACAAAGACAAGGCCUCUCACCUGUCAGAGUGACAACAGCUAGAGUUGAACACUCAUUAGUGUGGUUAACACCCCAUUUCUUUUCAAUACACAUGUUUUUUUUGUUUUGUUUUUUUAUCAAUGAUUUCCUCUUUGCGUGUUUUACAAGGAUAUUUAAACUUACAUUCAUAUCCAUGAUAAUCUGAAUUAUAUAAUAACAGAAUAUCAUAUCAUCACUUAUUACUGUAAUUAAUAAAAGCAGAAGAAUUGAACCAGGUGGGAAAUUUGUUUUUAAAGUGAUGACAUCUUUUUUUUUCUUUUUUCAUGAGAGUAUAGUUUUAUUCUAACUACACAAUAUGCACACAUUAUUUUACUAACUGGUAUUUGGAGAUAUUUUAAUAAGAAUAACUAUUACUUCUGUGUUGUUUUUUGUACACUGAAAAAAAACGAUUUGUUGGCUCAACAACCCUUACGUAUAAAGAUAAAUAGAUUAAACUAAAAAAACGUACAGUUCAUAACAUUCUUUGCUCUAUUUAACAUACAUUAGUGCAUUAGUACAUUAGUUUCAUGUGUAACAUGAAAAUAUAAAUUACAAGGUGAACUUAAAUGUAUGCAUAAAGUGAAUGAGAAAAUGUAAGUCACGUCAACUACCAUUACAAUUUUGUUAAAAUUAAGUAAACCUAACAUAAAAUUUGCCUAUGAGCGACAUGAUAUGCAAAUAUUCUUCCGCUAAGGAACAGGAGCCAUUUUCUGAAGCGCAACGUGAAGACGGUGAAAACUCUGUCAGGUAAGCUGUCUUUUACAAUAAUAAACAAAGUAAAAUAUUGAAAUAUGACUUUUUAACAUUCAUUAAACAUUCUAUUGCAUUACUGGGGUGUAUUCCUAAACUAGAGCAAUUUUCUCCUGCGCAAUGUGGUGAAGACUGAAGAGAUACAAGCUUAGCUUUAUAUAAACGAAGCAAAAAGUAGAGUUUGACUUUUUACCAUUCAAACUGGAGCUAUUUUCUGAAGUACUGUACGACGUAAAGGCAGUGAAAACUUUGUCAGUUCUAUGCAGUAUUGCAAACAAUUAUAGUGCAAAUUAUAGUGGAACAAAAUUAUUGGAGGACAUGUGCGAACCAGCACUAUUACGGGUGAUUCCUGAUCAACACUCCAUUCACAAACUUCACCUGCCCUCUGGAAUUUCAGAUACCUGUGUGAAGUUGGAGUCAGUAGUUAGAGAGACAUUUCAGAUACAAGGGAACUUUACUCUUCAUUACAAAGAUGCUGAUUUUGGAGAGUUCUUUUCUCUGACUUCAACAUCUGAACUUAAAGAUAAAGACACUAUCAAGGUAGUGCAAGUUUUUAUAAAUUUAGCAACAGUCAACAGUUUGGAGAGUGCUGCCCCAUCUACUUCUGAUGACUCUUCAGUUGCCUCUUCAGCUCCCUUAUCAUUUGGCUCAUCAGAUGACACACUAUUGCUCUCCUCUCCAGAGAGUUAUGGCCAAAGAUCACAGCCAUGGCCAACACAGUUUGAAAUUCCAGAGUUUGCCUAUGACACUGAGCUGGUUCUGAAGUCUGCUAAUGAUGAAUUCAAAAACAGUGGCACUCUUCUGAACAAUCCAUGUGUGAAGUCCGAUAUUCUGGAAAAAUUGGCAGAAUUUUCCAGUAUUGUGCAUAUCCAACCAGCCAGCAAAUUUGCACAGUUGCAGAGGCAUUAAUCCAAAAGCAUCCUUGCUUGAAGGAGCCUGGGUCAUUCUCUGGAUUCUAUGGAUGGCAAACAAGAUUGAAGUACAAGAUGAGAAACUAUCGGUCAUAACUGAGAAGUCUAGGUUGUCCAGAAUUUGCUGUGAACUCAGGCAAAAAUAAAAGACCUGCUGCUGUAAAAAAAAAAAACUCAGAAAGCCGAAUUGAACUACCCCCCACCACAUCCAUCAGGAGUAACUGUACAAAAUCUAGAACAAGAACGGGUGGAGCUCCUUGAAGAGGUCAAGAUAAGGGAUAACUGGAAAAAUAUUAAUCAGAAAAUGGGCAUAACAUUCUCCUACCAUCGCCAGGAGAUAGUGGAGAACAGUCCUUCUAUAGCAAGCAUUCAGCAAAGAUGGCCUGCCUUGUUCGACAUCUCUCAGGUCAAAGAAGAAUUCAGAAGCUUAACAGCUGUUGAGCUAGAAACAUCAUUCAUGGCAAACCUGGACAAAUACACAGAUGCACUCCUGUCUUUGUUUCGCACCAAGGGAGGAAAUGCUGGACAGCAAAUUUGUGAAAUUUUGAAUGUGCUGAAUCAGACCAGUGCUGUGGAAAAACGUAGAGAUGUUGUGAUUCGGUGUUUAAUUGUGUACCUCUCUGAAAACACCGAUAAUCUCAUCAGGCAUUACCAAGAUACUCAUGUGGACUUGGAUGAACUUGAACAGCACACACUGAGGAUUAUCACGAAAGGUGGCUCAAUGGAUGAUCCUUUAGAGACUGGGGUAGUGCUGGAAGGCAUAGAAGUGCUGACAGGGUUGGCAGGUGUUGCAAAGGCUUGUGCUUUGCCACUUGGCCUAAUAUACGCAAUUAAUCUGAGUUACCCCAAAGAACUAAGAUACACAUUUGAAUUCUUUCAAAAGAUUCUACUGGAGCUAGACAGUGGUAAGCUUUCUCCAAAGAUGCAUUCUCUGAACAAGCUUCUUUGUUGAAAUAAAAGAUUUCACUGUUGUUGUUUUGACUAUUACAACUACUACAACUCAAAAUAUGUUGUCAAAAGACAUGGUUCUAUGUUGUUAGUCUGCACUCAAUUUUGUGAAAAUUGUGUUUGUUGCAUGUUCCAGUAGUAAAUGUUAGAGAAAUAUUAAUCUUUCAUGCAAAGGUUGAAAAAAAUCAAGGAAAUGACUUGUGAACUUCCUUUUGUCAACUUUGUCACUUUCAGCAGUAUUAUAUUAUAAUUAAUUUUUGGUUUUCAGGCUGUUUAAUUUUCCAGAGUAUUGCAAACUCUGUCAAGAAAAAAAUUGCUUCAGUUUUGUAAUCUUCUGAAAAAACUUUAGUGAAUGAUGUUAUAUUUUCUUAUUAAGCUGUGCUCAAUUCAUUUGUAUACAAAAGUAUUGCAAGCUCUAUUUAAAAAUAAAGUAAAAUGUUUUAUUUUGUGCUAAUUUUAUGUUUUGUGUUUAUUUUAAGACACUGAAUGUUCUGGAGCAGGGCAGACCAGUAGGCAGACCAGUUUCAUUCAGUAGCUCUAAAUCCAAAAUAAAUAAAAUUUUUAUGUUGAUUCAGCUCAAUUAAUUAUCUUUUUUAAAAUGUAAAACAGCUUAAAUGUUGACACAACUUGAAUUUACUCGGUAAAUUCUAUUGAUGUUAGAUAUUUUUUUAAGUAAAGAAUGUUGAGUGAACUCAUAUUUAUGUACACAACAAAGGUUUUCUUGUUAAAUUUACAUAAAAUUGCUUCAAGUUGGAUUUACUUAAAAAGUGGGAUGCAAAAAUGGUGCAUGUGUAUUUUAAGUAAAUCCAACACAUCAUUUUUUCCAGUGUAGCUCUGUGGUUUAAUAAUAAUAAUUGUAAUGAUAAUACCCUUCAAGGUACAAACUUUUGCAUUUUCAUAAAUUUCCAUUACAUGUGUUUCUUUUUAAUAUAAAUUUGCAUUUGUUAAAAUGUACUGUUAAAUAUUUAAAAUGCUUUAUGCCAUAAAUAGGUAAAAAGAAUGAACAGUGAAUUUUUCCACUUCUGUUUUUCUUUGUUAUUGGUGUUAUGGUGGUGGCGGUGAAUUAGAGAAGUGAAAACAUUCAGUGAAUUAAAACCAACCUAAAUGUUAUGUCCAUCCACCAAGGUCAAAGAUAACAAGAAAACUUGAAACUAGUCUACUUUGAAAUGUUUGCCUAGGAGAGACAAAGACGCAGUAGAACUACCUUGUGUCUUCUUGUUGUGCUCAGUCUUGUCAUGGUGUAUGGCCUGUGACAUUAAACUGUCAUUCACAACAUCACCUUAAUAGCAGAAUUUGUUCCUCACCCAGGUUUAAGCUCCUAUACAGCUGUUUCUGUUUCAGUUAAUGACUGGGUUCCAACCUACAUGAAAUUGAUGAUCAUUAGCACCU
Messenger RNA from Hemibagrus wyckioides, 6559 nucleotides. Its product is annotated as adhesion G protein-coupled receptor E3-like. The record is from RefSeq and is a predicted model, not a curated record. Gene Ontology annotation, cellular component: membrane. NCBI's taxonomy places the organism in Eukaryota, Metazoa, Chordata, Actinopteri, Siluriformes, Bagridae. Bases 425 to 2512 code for a protein of 695 amino acids. The transcript has 21 exons. Gene Ontology annotation, biological process: adenylate cyclase-activating G protein-coupled receptor signaling pathway; cell surface receptor signaling pathway. Gene Ontology annotation, molecular function: G protein-coupled receptor activity.